This is a messenger RNA of Pieris brassicae (large cabbage white), 1655 nucleotides long. RefSeq names its product potassium voltage-gated channel unc-103-like. NCBI's taxonomy places the organism in Eukaryota, Metazoa, Arthropoda, Insecta, Lepidoptera, Pieridae. The coding region runs from base 312 to 1622 and encodes 436 amino acids. The record is from RefSeq and is a predicted model, not a curated record. The transcript has 12 exons. Gene Ontology annotation, molecular function: protein-containing complex binding.
ACAAUAACUUUAACCAAAGAACAUUUGCGUGUUGUUCCAACCAGAAUCUUGAAACUUACCCCCUUUCAUAUGAAGUUGAAGAAGAAGAAGAGAAUGGAAUUGAACCGAAUAUAUUUUUGGAAAGUCCAGACAAAAGCAUUGCAGAAUCGCACGGAUCGCGAUCUAUUGCUUCAGGAUUUAGCGCGGAUUAUACAUCAGCGCUUACAUUAAUAUUUCUGCCGCAUAGAUGGUUCCGGAGCAGUAUAAUUCCCGACAGCAAAUGGGUUACUUUUGUUGAUUAUCUUCUUUUAAUAGUCGCGUACACAGACUUCAUGAUAUUGAUAUACCAAAUGGCUUUUUUAUCGAACACGUAUUUUUUCUACAUUUGCGUGGUGUCCGACGUUAUAUUCUUCUACAAAACCUUUCUGGAUAUUCACAGUGGUUAUAUGAAUCGAUAUGGGGAAUAUAUUUUGAAUUGUAGGAAGGUCCGUCACAUGUACUUUUCAAAAGUCUACCUACGUCGACGAGAUUUUCUAGCUAAUCUGCCAAUAUCCUACUUAGCAUUCGCAGUGAAUCUCACACCAACUAUGCAAAAUGCACUAUUUUGCUAUCUGAGGACCCCACAGCUUUUUCGUAUAACGUAUUUAUUUACCUACCGUCAGCAUAGGAAAAUAAAUAUUGGGACUGCUAAUUUGUUACUCAAGUUGACAACAAUUGCAAUAUGGGCCUCGAUAUUAUCGCAUAUAAACGCGUGUUUGUUUUUCAAAUUGUCUUGCCUCACACCUGUGCAUUGUACGUCAGCCAACUGGAUGUCGAAGCCUGAGCUAAAUCUACGCGCUAAAUACGCUGAGAAAAACUACUUCCCGCUUUACGUCGCGUCACUGUGGUACAUAAUAAAUUUGCUUACAAUCACGGGAACGGGUGAUGUGUCGUCACAAAAUGAUUUCGAAGUUAUCGAAACCGUUUUCAUCACUAUAGUUAUUAAAUUUUGUACAGGGCUCCUUAUAUCAGAGACGUCAGCACUUAUUACAGCGCACUCUUCAUCACGGAUAGCUUAUGAUGAAGGCAUUAAUGAACUGAGAGAUGGUUUACGAGAUACCGAACUGAGUAACCAUCAGAUGAAUAAGAUGUGGGACUAUGUCCGCGAAUUGUGGAGUAGGCAACAGGGCAGGCAGAUGCCAAAAUUAGUGACGAAUCUACCAUUUCGUCUGCGUUGUCAAAUAAUGCAAGCAGUCUAUGGCAGCCACAUUAGAGAGUCCGUUAUAUUCAGUAAGACGGACGACGACUUUAAACGAAUGUUAUGUAUGUGGCUGAGGCAUUGUGUCUUUUUCCCCGGGAACUAUAUUGUUCAAUGUGGGGAUGCCGAUCAAUGCAUUUACUUCAUCCAUAGGGGAGAGGUAGAAGUAUUGACGGUACAUCCCAAUUUGACGGAAUCAAUUUAUGACAUAUUAGGACCCGAAGAUAGUUUUGGCGUCGCCCAGGGUCUAUUUUUGGGAGUUGCACACCAUUUCUCCUUCAGAGCGCGCACAGUAGUAGACAUCGUGUACUUAAAGUUAGAAGAAUGGAAGUAUCUACUGGACUUCUACCCAAAGUCGGCGAAAUUAGUACGACGGAAAGUAGAAAAUGUUUAUUUAGCAAUUUAAUAAACAUAGUUAAUGUUUUUUCUAUACUAAUAU